UAGCAAAGCUGAGUGUGAACAAACUGAGGGGCAAGAGAGAAUACCGCGCAGUUUGCACUUGCAACGGAGCGAUGACUGGUCAAAGCAAGCGGUAUUUCCUUUAGUGUCUGCUGCCGAGGACACAGACGGUCGAGCCCACUGAAUCCAUCCCAUCUGGGUAGUGCUUCCGAGUUGGACUGAUAUAUAGUAGCCUAUUGCGUUGCAUCUUUAUCCAUUUCCUCUUGACACUGACGUCCAUCCGCCGUGAACGGAAAAAAAAGUUGAUUAUAUAUAUAUUUUUUCACUGUUGAGGAAAGCGUUUUGCCUCUGGCUUUACCGGUAAGCAUUGGAUCCGUCAGCGUACUGCGACUCUCCGGUGUACAGCCCGGACCUCUGUCCAAACAUGAUUGCGACGCAGGCAAAGCUGGUUUACCAGCUAAACAAAUACUACAACGAGAGAUGCCAAACUCGCAAAGCGGCCAUUGCAAAGACGAUCAGGGAGGUGUGCAAGGUGGUGUCGGACGUCCUAAAAGAGGUCGAAGUGCAAGAGCCCCGUUUUAUUAGCUCCCUGAGCGAGAUAGAGGCACGCUAUGAGGGGAUGGAAGUCAUCGCCCCCAACGAGUUCGAGGUGGUGCUUUACCUGAACCAGAUGGGAGUGUUCAACUUUGUGGACGACGGCUCCCUGCCCGGCUGUGCGGUGCUGAAACUGAGUGACGGCCGCAAAAGGAGCAUGUCACUGUGGGUCGAGUUUAUCACCGCCUCGGGCUACCUCUCCGCCAGAAAGAUUCGCUCACGUUUUCAGACUCUGGUGGCUCAAGCGGUGGACAAAUGCAGCUAUCGAGACGUAGUUAAAAUGGUAGCGGACACCAGUGAGGUAAAACUACGGAUCAGGGAGAGGUAUGUGGUCCAAAUUACUCCCGCGUUCAAAUGCACAGGCAUCUGGCCUAGAAGCGCUGCCCAGUGGCCCAUGCCUCACAUCCCCUGGCCUGGCCCUAACCGGGUGGCAGAGGUCAAAGCCGAGGGCUUCAACCUCCUCUCCAAAGAGUGCUACUCGUUAACCGGGAAACAAAGCUCUGCUGAAAGCGACGCCUGGGUCUUGCAGUUCAGCGAGGCCGAGAACAGGCUUCUGAUGGCGGGCUGCAGGAAGAAAUGUCUCUCCGUCCUGAAAACACUGCGCGACCGUCAUCUUGAGCUGCCAGGGCAACCCCUCAAUAACUACCACAUGAAGACCCUGCUCUUGUACGAGUGUGAGAAACAUCCGAGAGAGACCGACUGGGACGAGUCCUGUCUCGGGGACCGACUCAACGGUAUUCUCCUCCAGCUCAUCUCGUGUUUGCAGUGCCGCAGAUGUCCCCAUUACUUCUUACCAAAUUUGGACCUGUUUCAGGGAAAGCCUCACUCGGCUCUGGAAGCAGCCGCUAAGCAGACGUGGAGACUAGCAAGGGAAAUCCUCACCAACGCUAAAAGUUUGGACAAACUAUAAACUGACUGUCAUAGCCUAAUGCUACGACAGUACGGAAGGACGUUUGAUAUAACAAUUUCGAGCGGAGGAAAAUCCUGUUUUUCCAAUCAAUGUAAAGCAAUUGACAAAACAAUACGAAAACAAAAAUGCAGGCGAUUUAUAUGGAGAGAAAAAUGGGACAUUGCCAGAGUAAAAAAGAAAAGUGAAGGUACCUUUUAAGAUAAAUGUAGGCUAAUAACUUUUGGUUGUCUUGUUUUAAAUGUUUUCACAAAGUGAAUACAAUUUUAUUUAAAAUAUAUGCACAAAAUCUUUAAGUGAAAGAAUAAAAAUGUAGCGUGCCAAGUUCAAAUUUUUCAUUGUGACCUUAAAAUGAAAUGUUAAUAAAAACAAAGCAAAUUACAUU
This is a messenger RNA of Osmerus eperlanus (European smelt), 1844 nucleotides long. It is a transcript of the gene mab21l2, whose product is annotated as mab-21-like 2. The coding region runs from base 383 to 1462 and encodes 359 amino acids. NCBI's taxonomy places the organism in Eukaryota, Metazoa, Chordata, Actinopteri, Osmeriformes, Osmeridae. The record is from RefSeq and is a predicted model, not a curated record. The transcript has a single exon.